AUGGUCAAAGUCGGAGAUAGCAUCCCAAGCAUCCCCCUUGUCGAGGGAAAGCCAGAUCAGACUGUUGAUCUCUCCAAAGAGCUUGCAUCUGGAUCUGGAAUUAUCAUCGGUGUACCAGCCGCAUUCAGCCCAACUUGCUCCGACUCCCACAUUCCCGGCUACAUUUCCCACCCCAAGCUCAAGAGCGCAGGCAAGGUCUUCGUCGUCUCUGUCAACGAUGCUUUCGUCAUGAACGCUUGGGGUAAGUCCCUCGAUAAGGAUGGCUCUUCCGGGAUUCGAUUCCUCGGUGACCCAGCUGGCAAGUUCACCAGAGACCUCGACCUAGAAUUCGAAGCAGCUCCAUUCCUUGGUACCAACAGAAGUAAGAGGUAUGCUAUUGUGGUUGAGGGUGGAAAGGUCAAGAGCAUUGAUGUUGAGCCGGAUAACGUUGGAGCCGAGGUCUCGACCGCAGAAAAGAUUUUGGGCUAA
Messenger RNA from Cadophora gregata, 468 nucleotides. RefSeq lists its product as uncharacterized. Gene Ontology annotation, biological process: cell redox homeostasis; hydrogen peroxide catabolic process; cellular response to oxidative stress. NCBI's taxonomy places the organism in Eukaryota, Fungi, Ascomycota, Leotiomycetes, Helotiales, Ploettnerulaceae. The coding region runs from base 1 to 468 and encodes 155 amino acids. Gene Ontology annotation, cellular component: mitochondrion; cytosol; cytoplasm. Gene Ontology annotation, molecular function: thioredoxin peroxidase activity. The transcript is spliced from 3 exons. The record is from RefSeq and is a predicted model, not a curated record.